Paramecium pentaurelia is the source of this 641-nucleotide messenger RNA. The record is from the annotation of a GenBank genome assembly. NCBI's taxonomy places the organism in Eukaryota, Ciliophora, Oligohymenophorea, Peniculida, Parameciidae.
AAUGCCUGAAGGAAUUUACGUUUCUAUUCUGCUACCAGCCUUUUAAGUAAGACAUGAAAAUUAGAUUGUAUGAUAUUUAAUAAAGCAUUAAGGAUAAACUUUUAAAAUAAACAUUGUGUAUAUCAUCUUAAUCUUAUGAAUUAUUUGAAAUUCCAUCAAAAAUUGGCAAAGAAUUUUGUGUUAGAUUAAUCUAAAAUUGUAAGAUUAAUUGGAUCAUCUUAAGCUUUUAAUUUGCAAGACUUAGAAAAGUUAAUGGAAGAUAAUCGUUCACUUUAAGCAUCAUAUUAAAAAUGUAAAGAAUCUUUAUAGGCACUUAAUUGUGAAUUGGAAAAAAUUAUGAAUGACCCUUAAGCUUUAUCAGAGACUGACAAACUCAAACAUCAAAAGUUAACGACAAAAUACAAAUAAGUAAAUGAUGAAAAUAAAAGACUUAGAUAACAUUUAAAGUAUAAAUAUAUAUUUGAUCUAGAUAAUUGAAUGAAGAUUUUUGUAAACAAAGAGUAGAAACAUAAACAACCUUUGAUUCACUUAGAGAAGAAAUAGAUUUAUUAGUAAAGGUAUUAGCAAAUUUCUUAAAUAAAAGGAACUAGCUCCAUUUUAAUAAUAGAAGAAACAAAAUGAUAUUUUAAUAUCUAAUUGAU